AUGCCGAGUCUCCCUUGGACCUAUCUGGCGAUGGCUUGCUCCCUCGUCACAGGUGCUCUCGGCCAGUACCAGAAUUGGGCUCUUUCCCUGGCUGCUGCCGACAGACUCCUGGCAAAUCUUACACUCGCGGAGAUUGCCAACAUAACCGCAGGACAAAAUGUGAAGGGAGUCUUUGCCCAGACCUCGAGUCUAGACGGCCCCAAUGGAGUCAAUACCCUUGUCGGGGUGAGUAGUUUCGUUGUUGCUCAAACCGCCGCCAUGUCGUGGGACAGGGAUCUUAUCGAAACACAAUAUGCUGCAAUGGCCGAGGAGUUCAAGGCCAAGGGCUACGGAGGAUCCUUGGGCCCAGUCACAGGUCCAUUGGGAAGGAGCGUGAAAAGUGGCAGACUUUUCGAGGGGUUCGGUAGUGAUCCCUAUCUCAAUGGGAAGCUGUUUGCCAGUGCCGUCACGGCGCUUCAAAAGAAUGGCGUCGUUUCUACUGGAAAACACUUUCUAGGCAAUGAACAAGAGACCAACCGGAGCACAUAUUUGGACCCCACCGAAGAUCCUAACAAGAGAACAUCCAGUAACAUCGAUGAUCGCACCACUCAUGAGCUGUACCUCUGGCCGUGGAUCGAUGGUGUUGCAGCGGGCCUGGGCUCGGUCAUGUGCGUCAUGAACCGAGUCAAUGGUUCCUUUGGCUGCCAGAAUCACUAUCUACUUACCGAGUUGCUCAAGGGCGAAGUCAACUUCCAGGGUCAAAUAGUCCCCGAUGCGACGGCGGUCGUUGAUCCUUUUGCCGCCCUCAACGCCGGUCUCGACAAUGCGGCGAUGGCUGGCGGCAGUGGCAAAGGCAUCAUGGCUGCGAUCAACAAUGGAACAGUCUCGGAAAAGGUCAUUCGUGAAGCCGCACGUAGGGUCGUUGCUGUACAACUCGAGAUACGAAAUGGAUCUUCAACACUGCCGUCCCCACUGACCCUGCAAAACACACCAAUCCGCGACCCGAACACGAAGACCGUCAUUCGAACCGUCGGAGCGCAUUCCAUCGUCCUACUCAAAAACAAGGGAAACGCUUUACCUUUUAGAAACCCCAAAAACAUUGCGGUGUUUGGGGCUGACGCAAUCAACAACGGAGCCGGCCCGACGUGGGUCGAAGACGUCGCAACUUUCCUCGGAGACACGUAUCCCGCUCACCUCGUCACGGGUGGUGGUUCAGGGUCGUCGUCGAGUCCGUACAUCGUCUCACCUCUUGACGCGUUGACAUCCUUGUCGGCUCAAAAUGCAUCGUUUGAGGUCAAGUACAUCGCCACCAACAAUUGGACCGUUGCUGCUGCGGGACCCCAAAGCCCUCUUGGAAAUCCUCAACCGACCAUUGCCCAAUGGGCCGGAUACUCGGACACGUGUCUGGUUUUUAUCAAUGCAUACUCCAAGGAAGGAGCCGAUAGGGAAUCCCUCAGCGAUGCCGAGCAAGACACCAUGGUCAAGAAUGUCGCAAAGUAUUGCAACAAUACCAUUGUGGUUAUGAACACCGUGGGUGCGAGGAUUGUUGAUGCUUGGAUCGACCACCCGAAUGUCACGGCCGUCCUCAACGCCGGUGCUUUGGGUGAAGAAUCGGGAAAUGCCAUCAUGGAUGUUUUGUUCGGCGCCGUCAACCCGGCCGGUCGUCUACCGUACACCAUUGCCCACAAGGAGUCGGAUUAUAAUGGCGACAUCUGCCCUUGUUGCGAGUGUGAUUACGUCGAAGGUUUGUUCAUCGAUUACCGACACUUCGACAAGGCGGGAAUCAAUCCUCGGUUCGAAUUCGGUUUCGGUUUGAGUUAUACGACUUUCAACUAUUCCGGUGCGACUGCAUCACUGAGUGAUGGUGGUGGUGGUGGUGGGAGUAAAACCCAAUUCAACGCCUCCGCCGGUGGACCUUUGGUCCCAGGUGGUCCCGGUCAACUUUUCGACACCGUCGCCACCGCCUCCGUCACGGUCAAAAACACCGGCGCGGUCCGAGGUGACGAGGUGGUUCAACUGUACGUGUCUUACCCUCCGGGUUCGGGUGAACCGGUCAACCAACUCCGCGGGUUCACGAGGCUACACGACUUGAAACCGGGGGCCUCGGCCGAGGCGGGUUUCACCUUGCAGAGACGAGAUCUGAGUGUUUGGGACGUCUCUUCACAGACCUGGACGUUGUUGAACGGGACGUACCGGAUCCAUUUCGGCAAGAGUAGUCGACAGUUCGAGGGGGGUUCGGCCAACCUGACCCUGAACGUGACGUGA
Messenger RNA from Exophiala oligosperma, 2244 nucleotides. RefSeq lists its product as uncharacterized. Lineage: Eukaryota; Fungi; Ascomycota; Eurotiomycetes; Chaetothyriales; Herpotrichiellaceae. The record is from RefSeq and is a predicted model, not a curated record. The transcript is spliced from 5 exons. Gene Ontology annotation, biological process: glucan catabolic process. Gene Ontology annotation, molecular function: beta-glucosidase activity. Bases 1 to 2244 code for a protein of 747 amino acids.